This is a messenger RNA of Leucoraja erinaceus (little skate), 3910 nucleotides long. RefSeq names its product calcium-transporting ATPase type 2C member 2-like. The transcript has 28 exons. Gene Ontology annotation, biological process: calcium ion transmembrane transport; manganese ion transport; intracellular calcium ion homeostasis. Gene Ontology annotation, molecular function: P-type calcium transporter activity; ATP binding; ATP hydrolysis activity. The record is from RefSeq and is a predicted model, not a curated record. Lineage: Eukaryota; Metazoa; Chordata; Chondrichthyes; Rajiformes; Rajidae. Gene Ontology annotation, cellular component: plasma membrane; Golgi membrane; endoplasmic reticulum.
GUGGAACAUUGCGUCGGGGGACCAGCCCUCCCGUGUGAACAUGGGACCCACUUAGUCUAGUUCAUUCUAUAUCUUCUACUAGAAUUUAACCCAUCUGGUCCAGAGCCGAAAUGUCACCUAUCCAUUUUCUCCAGAGAUGCUCCCUGAACCGCUGAGUUACUCUGGCACCUGGUGCCUCUUUUUUAAACCCAGCUUCUUGUUUGUAAUGAAAAAAUGCUUUAGAACUUCCUGCUGUCUAUUUAGACUUGCAGAACCACUUUUACCGGUUGGUGAAAGAAGAUUGAACUUAAUUUGCAUCAAUUAAAGUUACGCUCAAUGCUUCUUUCUCUAUUAAAAGGCUGAAAACGUUUGUUCGAUAUUUGCAGGUGAUAAAAAAUAUCUCCCAUGAAAGGAGAAAGUAUAGGUUAGGCUCAGCAGGUUAGGCACAGUCCUAAAAGACAAAAUUUCCUGGGUCAAUGAUUGGAAAGGGUUAGACGUAAACCGGUUUCAAGGUGCAGAGAACGGGAGGGGUGGAGAGAAAGCAAACCGAUCGAAGAGGCCGAAUGACAGAUAGAUACAUCCACCCUUUCUCAACAUGUAAUCCCUCCUGCCAUCCCAUGCCUUCUGUCCGUUCGCCCCUUCCUCAUUACCCUGCACCUUAUAUCACUAACCUUCCCAUGGACGUAACAUUAACUACAGUUUUAUUUCCACCGAAGCCGGCAGUCUCGUUGAGUAUCUCAUCCAUCUAUUAACUUAGGUUUCUACUUGCUAUACACAUUUCACGUGAGAUAAUCCUAAACCACAACUUUAUUGAAGAGAAACACUUCGCCGAAUAUGCGCUUGGCAGUGAUUUAGUUACCUGAACCCCAGGGGAGGGUGGAGCUGAGAAACUUACAGCAGGAAGCUCCCUCAAUUAUUUAAAAGCAGGACUUUCCCUUCCCGGUGCAAGUCACCCCAACCUUCCAGCGGUUGAACUUGCGACGUUAUCUCCCGGUCAGUACUCUCCUCCUCCCUUGGUUAAAUUAAUGUUGAUCAAGAGAGAAAUGUCACGAUGGCACGAAGAGCAUUUCUCAGCCUCUUCCAGAAAGUUUCUCUCGUCUUCGCCCGGAGGAAAUACCAGCAAGUCUUGGAGGGCGAGACAGACACAGAGCUCCAAGAAGUAGAAGUUAACACCAAAAAAGAACCAAUUCUUUCAGUGUCUUCUAAGGAAGCCAGCACAAGACAAUUGGAUGAUUUAAUAAGUGACCUUCAGGCUGAUUUGGAAAAUGGCCUCACGGAUGGUCAGGUGCUUGAACGUCGCCAGCAGUUUGGAUGGAAUGAUUUUGAAGUGGAUAAGCCAGAACCAAUUUGGAAGAAGUACCUUGGCCAGUUCAAGGAUCCCCUGAUUCUGCUGCUUUUGGCUUCUGCGGUUAUUAGUGUUAUCACUAACGAGUUUGAAGAUGCAGUGAGCAUAACAGUGGCUAUAGUAAUUGUGGUCACGGUUGCCUUUGUGCAGGAGUACCAUUCUGAAAAGUCUGUACAAGAGCUGGGCAAACUAAUCCCUCCAGAAUGUAACUGUAUCCGUGGUGGAAAAGUGGAACACCUGCCAGCGAGGGAACUUGUGCUGGGUGACACCGUGUGCAUUUCCAUUGGAGAUCGAGUACCUGCAGAUAUCAGACUGUUUGAGGCUGUUGAUUUAUUGAUCGAUGAGUCAAGUUACACUGGUGAAUCCGAGGCCAGUAAUAAGAGUACUGCAUGUUUGCCAGAAUCUGGAGAUACAACUUCUUUUCAAAACAUUGCAUUUAUGGGAACCCUAGUGCAAUAUGGGAAUGGAAAGGGCAUUGUGAUUGCAACUGGUGAAAACUCUGAGUUUGGAGAAGUUUUUAAAAUGAUGCAAACUGAGAAGGCUCCAAAGACCCCCUUACAAAAAAGCAUGAAUAAGUUAGGGAAGCAAUUAUCGCUGUUUUCAUUUUCAAUAAUAGGUUUAAUGAUGCUGAUUGGUUGGUUACAAGGGAAGAGUCUCCUUGGCAUGUUUACGAUAGGAGUUAGCCUGGCUGUUGCGGCUAUUCCAGAAGGCCUACCAAUCGUUGUCACGGUAACAUUAGCUCUAGGUGUGAUUCGAAUGUCGAAAAAGAGAGUCAUAGUAAAGAAACUUCCUGUGGUGGAAACGCUGGGUUGCUGUAAUGUCAUCUGCUCCGAUAAGACUGGCACCCUUACAGCCAAUCAGAUGACUGUAACACGCUUACUUGCAUCAGAUGGCACGCAGGCAGAGGUAACUGGCACAGGAUACAAUGGAAAGGGUGAUGUUCAUUUGUUACCCAGUGGAGAACUCAUAAAGGCAUUCUCCAAUGUGUCAAUAGGAAAACUGGUUGAGGCUGGAUAUUUAUGCAAUAAUGCUACAAUUAAUGAAGACACCUUGAUAGGACAGCCAACAGAAGGAGCCUUAAUUGCACUUGCAAUGAAGAUGGACCUUGAUCAGGCUGAGCAGAACUAUAUAAGGAAGAAGGAAUAUCCAUUUAGUUCAGAAAAGAAAUGGAUGGCUGUUAAAUGUGUCCAUAAAAGUCAGGAAAUUGAAGAAAUUUACUUCAUGAAAGGUGCAUACGAGGCAGUUAUUCAGUAUUGUAGCAAGUAUAACAACAGUGGCAUGCCAGUACCGCUCACACCUCAACAGCGGGCGUUGUACGUCCAACAACAAGCAAAACUGGGAGAAGAAGGUUUGCUCUUUCCAGUGCUGACUCUAGCUGUUGGAUGUGAAUUGGGCGAACUUACCUUCUUAGGAUUCAUUGGUAUAAUUGACCCACCAAGGACUGAAGUCAAAGCAGCGAUUCAAAUGCUUCAGAAUUCUGGAAUUGCUAUAAAGAUGGUCACUGGAGACUCCAUGGCAACAGCCAUUUCAAUAGGGAGAAGUAUAGGAAUUUAUAAUGAUGAUAUGGAGGUCAUGUCUGGCGAGCAGUUGGAUCAAAUGAAUAAUGAGGACCUUUCUCAUCUGGUCAUGAAGGUGGCUAUUUUCUUCAGGACAAGUCCAAAACACAAGCAGAACAUUGUAAAGGCUCUGCAGAGCAAUAAUGCAGUUGUGGGGAUGAUGGGGGAUGGUGUGAAUGAUGCAGUUGCUCUCAAGUCUGCUGACAUUGGAAUUGCCAUGAGAGGAACAGGAAGUGACGUCAGUAAAGAAGCAGCAGGCAUGAUCCUAGUGGAUGAUGACUUUUCAUCCAUUUUGUCUGCAGUGGAGGAAGGCAAAGGAAUCUUUUACAACAUUAAAAAUUUUGUGUGGUUUCAACUGAGUACGAGUAUUUCAGCAUUGAGUUUGAUUGUUCUGUCGACGGUAUUUAACAUGCCAAAUCCACUAAAUGCAAUGCAGAUUUUGUGGAUCAACAUCAUUAUGGAUGGCCCUCCAGCUCAAAGCUUGGGUGUUGAACCAGUUGACAAAGAUGUAAUUAAACUGCCUCCAAGAAAUAUCAAAGAUUCUAUUCUGAGUAAAGGCCUACUUAUUAAAAUAUUAUUCUCAGCAGUUAUAAUUAUGAGUGGGACCCUUUUUGUUUAUUGGAAAGAGCUUCCUGAAGGGAAGAGUUCUACAAGGACCACAACCAUGACAUUUACCUGCUUUGUCUUCUUUGAUAUGUUCAACGCUUUGAGUUGUCGCUCCCAGACCAAAUCAAUAUUCAAAAUAGGCCUAUUCCGUAACCGUGUGUUUGUUUACACUGUGCUUGGCUCACUUCUUGGACAAAUGGCAGUCAUCUAUUUCCCGCCUCUCCAAAGAGUUUUCAAAACAGAGGGUCUCGGAGCACUUGACUUGAUGUUCCUGGUUGCCUUGGCCUCUUCGGUUUUCUUUGCAUUGGAGCUAUGGAAGUUAAUUGAAAGAAUAUGGCUGUCAGCUACUGCAAGGAAAAAUAGUUCAAAUUUCGAGGUGCAUCCAUGUUAAUUGUUAGAUUUAGAAGAGAAAUACAAAAUCUGA